AUGAGACGUAUGGGCUGGACCAACUAUAACCUUGGCGAUCUCAACAGCUGCCUUGCCAGAUUCGAAAUCAACAACCCAGCCAGAAUCCGCCACUUCAUUUCCCAGUGCUCCCACGAGUCAGGCAAUGGCCGCUGGACACGCGAAAUCGCUAACGGUUGGGCAUAUGAAGGCCGCCGCGAUCUCGGCAACACACAGCCAGGCGAUGGCCCACGUUUCAAGGGCGCUGGCUACCUCCAGUUGACAGGCCGUGCUAACUACCAGAACUUCGCUAACUACAUUCAGGACCAGGGUGUCAUGCAGGGCGUUGACUACGUCGCUGACCGCUACCCAUGGACAUGCAGUGGCUACUGGUGGAUGCGCAACGGAAUGAACGGUCUCUGCGAUAGCGGUGCUAGUGUCGAACAGGUCACACGCCGUGUUAACGGAGGCUACAACGACCUUGAAGAUCGCCGCGCCAAGUACAACCUCGCUUGCACCAUCUUCUAA
Messenger RNA from Trichomonas vaginalis G3, 486 nucleotides. Its product is annotated as chitinase family. The transcript has a single exon. The coding region runs from base 1 to 486 and encodes 161 amino acids. The record is from RefSeq and is a predicted model, not a curated record. Lineage: Eukaryota; Parabasalia; Trichomonadida; Trichomonadidae.